GUAAUUAUAUUAAAAAUGAGUUCUAUUAAAACUGAACUUGAGAAACACAUUUCUAAUUCAGGAAUUAACUGUGAUGAAUUAAGAAAGAAUUCUUGGAGAGAGACAUAUGAGAGAGACCUUAAUAUAAUGAAGCAGGUUGCCGAAGACCCAAUUACAAAAUUCAGAACUCACUUCUACAAUCUUUCAAGAGAAGAUAUGUUUAAAUACAAUAUCAUGAGGGCAGCUCGUAUGAAAGAAUUGGGCUACGAAGGUAAAGUACCUCAUGUCGACAAAGAAAACUAUGGAACUUUCUCUAUUGCUAUCAACUCUCUGUACCCAACAAGUGUGCACCAUGGAAUGUUUGAGUCUAUUGUGAAGGUGUUAGGUUCAGACCAGCAAGUCUCAGAAGUUUGGGAUGAUAUUGUAGAUUAUAAGAUUUUAGGAUGCUAUGCCCAGACCGAAAUCGGUCAUGGCUCUGAUGUCCAAGGACUUGAAACCGAAGCUAUCUAUGAUGAAGCCACUGAGGAAUUUAUCAUCAAUUCUCCAUCCGUCAAGGCAUACAAGUUCUGGCCAGGAGAUCUUGGGAAAAUGGCCAAUCACGCAGUAGUGUUUGCGAAGAUGAUUAUCAAAGGAGAAGCUUAUGGCAUUCACGCUUUCUUCUUUAGAAUCAGAGACUCUGAAUCGCACACUCCAUUAAAAGGAAUUGAGAUAGGUGAUAUUGGACCAAAGUACGGUUAUCCUUACAAGGAUAAUGGAUACAUGGCUUUUAGCGAGUUUAGAGUACCAAGAUCUGCGAUCCUAUCCAGAUAUGUGAGCGUGUCCAAAGACGGAAUGAUCGAGCUUAAAGGAGACCCAAGAAUUGGCUAUGCUACAAUGCUCUGGAUUAGAGUGCAGCUGUUGUUCUUUGGAUGGCAAGUCAAGUUUUCCAAUAUUGCUCAAUGUAUGAGAUACACAUUGAAGAGAAAGCAAUUUAAAUCACUGCCUGGAACAGAUAUCGAGAGACCAAUCUUCGAUUAUCAAGCGACUCAAGACAAGAUUGUUUCAGCUAUUUGCUACUCUUACGCAAACUUAACGAUCUCCCACUUUUGUAUGGACACAUUCUACAAGAUGGAAGAAAAAGUAAAGAACGAAGAUUUCUCAAUGAUGAAUGAUCUCCAUGUCUUAAUCAGUUCUUUGAAAGCUUAUUGUAUGGACUAUGAUAUGACUACUUUGUAUAACCUCAGAGAACUUCAAGGAGGGCAUGGGUAUUUAUACCUGGCUAACAUCCCUGGAUGGAUUGAUGCUUGGUCUCCCAAUGUGACUCUUGAAGGCGAUGGAUAUGUCCUGUUCCAGCAAACAUCGAGAAAAUUGAUGAAAAAGCUCAAAUCUGUGGCUAAAGGAAAAUCUAUCGAUAAAACUUUCUAUCCAUACAUGGAUCAGGUACUAUCAGUCGAAGGAUUGACUGAAUCAGAUGCAGACAUUAGAGAAACUCACAAACUUUGUGAAAUUCUGAGAGUCGCCAUCAGCUAUGAGCUUCUCGGACUCUCUAAGAACCUUACAAAGGAAGAUCAGCAUUCUUUUGACACAAAAUGGAACAAGAUAUACCAAGUUGAGCUAGCCAACCUAGCUAAGCUGCACGCAGUAUAUAUGACUUCUCUGUCAUUUGCAGAUCAGAUUCCUUCUCUUUCAACAGACAAGCUUACUCAAGAAGUCUUGACUAAGGUGUGUAACGUCUACAUCACGGAAGAGAUCAUGAAGUUUGCUCAGACUGCUCUGCUCGAGGGAUAUAUCAAUGGCGAACAAAUGGUCAAUAUUCAGAACUACCGCACUGAGUUGGUAGAAUCCUUAAAGCCACAUGUGAUUGCUUUGGCUGAGUCACAGGUCAUCCAUGACAGGAUGACACAGAGCACAGCUUUGAGUGGGUAUGACUCUGACUACGCUUCUAAUUUAUAUGAGAUGGCGAUGCAGAACACUUUAAACGCCACUCACAAGAUGCCCAACAUUGACAGACAGUUGAAACCACUAUCAAAGAAAUUAUCAAAUUUCGCUAAGAUCUAA
Molecule: messenger RNA, 2016 nt
Organism: Moneuplotes crassus
Lineage: Eukaryota; Ciliophora; Spirotrichea; Euplotida; Euplotidae
Source: the annotation of a GenBank genome assembly